Messenger RNA from Synchiropus splendidus (mandarinfish), 2154 nucleotides. RefSeq names its product tripartite motif-containing protein 16-like. Gene Ontology annotation, molecular function: protein binding; zinc ion binding. Lineage: Eukaryota; Metazoa; Chordata; Actinopteri; Syngnathiformes; Callionymidae. Bases 383 to 1936 code for a protein of 517 amino acids. The record is from RefSeq and is a predicted model, not a curated record. The transcript is spliced from 9 exons.
CCCCACUACUACUCGUAAAGUUGCUUGUUCGAUUAGAACCAUAACGCUGUGAAUUCAGAAUAAAUCCAACUCCACACACCCACCUUUAUUUCCGUGUGCUGUUUAAGUGAAGAGUACAGAGAACUUGGGUGUAUAUGCUUCAAACUCCGGGUGGAGAAGGACUUGGCGAGCUGCUGUGAGGCUCUUCAGACUGCUGCGUGUCUUCCUCUCUGCCUGUGUGUGGAUGGAAGGCGCCACUGCUCAUCUGGCGCCAACGUUGGACCACCGACGCACUUUAGCGAACGCUCUCGUUGUCGUCUCAAAGCACUGUGUGGCAGCUAGCGCCCCCUAAAGUUCUGGAUCCAUACAUACAGUUCGAGCGAGACCAACGAACCACAGCCGUAUGAUAAGCACACUGGAUCUGGACCGGUACAGCGGCGUGGAGAAGCCUCGAAGAUCAACGAGUCGAAACCACAACAGGUCGCAGGCCAAGAAUGGAGAUGUCCUGUGUGACUUCUGCACGGCGAGGAAGGAGAAGGCUGAGAAGUCGUGCCUGGUGUGCUUGGCUUCCUACUGCGAGAAUCAUGUUCAAAACCACUACGACUACCCGGCCCUGAUGAAGCACAAGCUGGUCAAAGCUACUGGUCAGAUGAGAGAGAAGAUCUGUGCGCAGCAUGACAAGCUGUUGGAGGCGUUUUGUCGGACUGAUGAGACCUCGGUUUGUGUUCUGUGUAUGAUGGAUGAACACAAGCAUCACGACAUUGUGCCGGCUGGAACAGAGAGGACUGAAAAACAGAAACAACUAGGAACAACACUUCACAAAUCCCAACAACGGAUUGACCAGAGAAUUAAAAAAUGGCAGGAUCUUCGACAAUCCCUGGAGUCAGUCAAACACUCGGCACAAACGGUUCUGGAGGAGAACGAACGCAUCUUCACAGAGCUACUGCUGGCCAUUGAGAGAAAGUACAACGAGGUGAAGGAGAUGAUCAUCUCGCAUGAGAACACGACUGUUAACCGGGCUGAGCUGGUUCUUGACCGUCUGGAGGAGGAGAUCACUCUGUUGAGGAAGAAGCACAACGACUUGGAGAAGCUGUCGCACACUGAUGACCACAUUCACUUCCUACAGAGCUGGCAGAGUCUGUCUGGACCCUCGGGGUACGAAGACCUCAACAACAUCAGCGUUGUUCCAAAUUAUUCCUUUGAGGCCACCAAGAGAGCCAUUGCGGGUUUGAAGCUACAAGUGGAGGAAGUCAGCAAAUUAGAAACCAGCAAAAUCUCUGCAGCAGUGAAGGAAGUGUACAUAACUCAAGAAAACGACAAGAAAGCAACAAAUGAAUCCAUUUUAAGAGACGAAACACGAUUCAGAGAUGAAUAUCGACCAAGAGAGGAAGUAAGGAUUCGAGAGGAUCCCAGGACCAGAGAGGAUUUCCUCAAAUACUCUACCCACUUGACUCUUGACGUCAACAGUGUCCAUCGCAACCUUCAUCUCUCUGAGGGUAACAAAGCAGCGACCAUGAAGAGUGAACCCAAGAACUACCCGGACCACCCAGACCGCUUCGACCACUGGCAGCAGGUGCUGUGUAGGGAGAAUGUGAGUGGGACUCGAUGCUACUGGGAGGUGGACUGGAAGGGAACUGAGGUCGAUAUGGCUGUGACCUACAGGGGAAUCCGUCGCAAAGGCUCCAGCAACGAAUGCAGCCUCGGAUGGAACGAUAAGUCCUGGAGUCUGUACUGCUCAGAGUCCAAAUUUUCUUUCGUGCACAACAACAAGAGCAAGGACAUGCCGGUCCCACGUUCCUCCCGUAUCGGUAUUUAUGUGGACCACGCCGCAGGAAUCCUUGCAUUCUACGGUGUUUCUGAUGAGAUGCAGCUUCUGCAAAAGAUUCAAACUGUAUUUACCGAGCCAGUCUACCCGGCAUUCAGUGUGUGGGGAUUUGGUAGCAGCAUUAGACUGUAGCCGAGUUGCUCUGGUGACAGUGACGGGGAUCCUAAUCAUUUGCCCCUCAGCUAAUGGACAUUCUGAUGAUUCAGUGUUUUAUUAUAUUUUCAUUUGAUUAAGACCUUGAAUACUGUCAACUAGUUGAGAAUAUGAUUGUCUACAUGAAUGUCUCACUACGUGCUCUGUAAAAGAAUGGAAUUUAUUGUAAAAUGCAAAUCAUAAUGAUAAAUAGUGAU